AUGUGUCCUGAAUUGUGAUUAAAAUCAUGUUUUAUAUGUGCUUACUCUCCAGAGUUCAGAUAAAUAGCUUCCUCCUCCACCCGUUCAUUAUCAGUUUAUCACUUAACAGACAUUUUUUUGUCAAAAUUGUCAAAUCUGUAUUGAUUACCAUCUUUGGUAUAAUUAUUUAUUUAGGUGAAGGAAGAAGACCACAAUAAACUGUCAUCAAUGGCGGUGCCAGGAGCUGUUGACCCCACCAAUGGUUAUUGCUCUGAAACCAAGACCUUUCAGAGUCUCAGACCUCCGGUCUCCUUGCCUCCCGCCGACGAGCCUCUCUCCAUUGCCGAAUAUGCCAUCUCCCUGCUCCGCUCGCCGGCUACCGCCGCUGCGGACACCUUCAUUAUUGACGCCGCCACCGACCGGAAGCUCUCCUACUCCGAUUUCCUGCGCCGGACCAGAGCUCUCGCCGGGGCUAUCCGGUCCCGGUUUCCUUCGCUUGCUAGAAACGACGUCGCUUUUGUUCUAUCUCCGACCUCCCUCGACGUUCCUGUUCUGUACUUCGCCCUGCUCUCUCUCGGCGUCGUCGUUUCGCCUGCCAACCCGCUCUCCACUCCCUCCGAGUUGGCUCACAUGGUCCGACUCAGUAACCCCGCCGUCGCUUUCGCUACUUCCGCAACUUCCAACAAACUCCCUUCAUUACCUCUCGGGACGGUUAUCCUAGACUCCGCCGAUUUUUCCGCGAUGCUCGAGGGCCCCACUUCUCACCACGACGAUUCUUCCCACCGACGACUCGUUCGCCAGUCCGAUACUGCAACCGUUCUCUACUCGUCCGGUACGACCGGCCGAGUCAAGGGCGUCGAGUUGAGCCACCGGAAUUUUAUCGCUCUAAUGGCGACCUUGUACAACACCAAAUUUACCGACGGCAAUUCUACAGCUCCGCCGGAAGAAUCGGUCGCGCUCCUCAUGCUGCCGCUGUUUCACGUGUUCGGAUUUUUCAUGCUUAUCCGAACGGUGUCUAUGGGAGAGACGGCGGUGAUAAUGCGGCGGUUUGACUUCGAGAAGAUGCUCGCCGCAGUUCAGAAGUACAGGGUGACGUACAUCCCCGUCUCGCCUCCGCUGGUGGUGGCCUUGGCGAAGUCUGAUUUGGUGGCCAAGUACGACCUCAGCUCCGUCAAGUUGCUGGCAUGCGGCGGCGCCCCGCUCGGAAGGGAGGUCGCCGGACGGUUCAAUGCCAGGUUCCCCAACGUGGAUAUUUCUCAGGGCUAUGGUCUGACUGAGACAACCGGCGGGACAACGGGGAUGAUAAGUCCCGAGGAAUGUCAAAAGUAUGGUUCUGCUGGCCGCAUUAAUUCAGUCGUGGAAGCUAAGAUAGUCGAUCCUGAAACUGGGGAAGCAUUGCCUCCUGGCCAUCGUGGUGAGCUGUGGCUACGAGGGCCCUUAAUCAUGAAAGGGUAUGUUGGCGACAGAUCUGCCACUUCUGCAACAUUAGAUUCGGAAGGAUGGCUAAGAACGGGGGAUCUCUGCUAUUUCGACUCGGAAGGGUUCUUGUUUGUUGUGGACAGGUUGAAGGAACUAAUCAAAUACAAGGCCUUUCAGGUUCCCCCUGCUGAGUUAGAACAUCUGCUUCAGUCAAUCCCUGAUGUUGCUGAUGCCGCUGUUAUUCCAUUUCCUGAUGAAGAAGCAGGACAGAUUCCAAUGGCCUAUGUUGUGAGAAAACCUGGAAGCAACAUCACAGAAACUCAGAUUAUGGAUACUAUUGCAAAACAGGUUGCACCUUACAAAAAGAUCAGACGUGUUUCAUUCAUCAGCGCGAUUCCUAAAUCUCCAGCCGGAAAGAUCUUGAGAAGAGAACUGGUUGCGCUUGCUGUUUCUGCUGCUUCAUCCAAACUAUGAUACCAAAAAAUUAUUCUAAUGUUGGCACCUUGUGAAACUUCUUGUGACUGAAUAAUGUUUAUAAUUAGAAUAUAUGAAGUGGUAGUUAAGUAGUUAAGUAUAGUAGUAUGUUUUUAGGUAUAAUUCAAUUGAUCAAUUGAUUAACUCAACAAGUUGAUGGUUUUGUUUUGUUCCGAGUAUAAAUGUAUAAGGU
Ipomoea nil (Japanese morning glory) is the source of this 2065-nucleotide messenger RNA. RefSeq names its product 4-coumarate--CoA ligase-like 9. The transcript has 6 exons. The record is from RefSeq and is a predicted model, not a curated record. The coding region runs from base 208 to 1872 and encodes 554 amino acids. Gene Ontology annotation, molecular function: CoA-ligase activity. NCBI's taxonomy places the organism in Eukaryota, Viridiplantae, Streptophyta, Magnoliopsida, Solanales, Convolvulaceae.